Molecule: messenger RNA, 792 nt
Organism: Aureobasidium uvarum
Lineage: Eukaryota; Fungi; Ascomycota; Dothideomycetes; Dothideales; Saccotheciaceae
Source: the annotation of a GenBank genome assembly
AUGCAGACCCAACAGCCUCCUCUCAUCAGAUCAGCUCCCAAACCUGCCAGUGACCCCGCUCACGGUGCUGCCAUGAUCUUUCUCCAUGGCCUUGAUGAUGAUGCUAUGGGAUGGGAGAGUCUGUCUCCUUCCCUUCUGCCCACCAAUAAGAACUCACACUGCAUCCAGNACAUAGCCACACAGUUCCACCAAGGAAACAAGCUACCCUAUAUGCAAUGGAUCUUCCCAAAUGCACCACAUAACAUGGACGCCAGACAGAAUGCAUGGUACACACCCUCGUCUCUGCAACCUGCCCCUGCUGGCCGUCCCGAACUGGCUGCAGACGAAGAUGAGGAGGGCCUGAUGAAAAGUGUCGAGUACGUCGAAUCGCUCAUUAGCGAUCUGACAUCAAGAGGAAUACCGCCCAACCGCAUAGUUCUGGGAGGCUUCUCGCAGGGCUGUGCUCUUGCUUUGCUCACCGAGUUGACUUCGCGCUACAGCGGAAAACUUGCAGGCAUCGUCGGCUUGAUGGGCUAUUUACCGCUGCCCGAGACCAUUCAAAAGUUACGCACCCAUGCGGGACUACCCCACGUUGUCGGCCAUGUGCCCAUUUUUCUGGGACGCGGGACUUCUGACAGACUGAUUCCACGUAGCAAAUGGACCGAAGGCUUGAACAAACUGAAGGACUUGGGCGUCGACGAUGGAGCCCUGGAGAUCAAAGAGUAUGAGGGCUUGGCGCAUGCGCUAUCGCCUGCUGUCUUGCAGGACUUGAGUAAAUGGUUGGAGAAAGUGGUACCCAAGUUGGAAGAUUAA